Rhodamnia argentea is the source of this 1509-nucleotide messenger RNA. RefSeq names its product phytoene synthase 2, chloroplastic-like. Gene Ontology annotation, molecular function: geranylgeranyl diphosphate synthase activity. The record is from RefSeq and is a predicted model, not a curated record. The coding region runs from base 83 to 1354 and encodes 423 amino acids. Gene Ontology annotation, biological process: carotenoid biosynthetic process. The transcript is spliced from 6 exons. Lineage: Eukaryota; Viridiplantae; Streptophyta; Magnoliopsida; Myrtales; Myrtaceae.
CAGCUCAAAAGUUUACGUUGUUCUCGAUCCUCCACUCGCAGAGCGCGGUGAAGUGAAAGUGAACAUAUUCGAGUUUGGCAACAUGCCCAUGACAUUAUCAUGGGUUGCGACCACCCUCAACCUGGAGACUAUCCCCAGAAGCCCCGGCUUUGACCGUUUGUUUCGCUACUGGCAUUCGUCAAGAUUCCUGCUUGCAGAGAGGCGGCAAGCGUUCAGCCGGAGGACAAAGAAGGGUAGAAGCCAGAAACUAAGUUGGUGCUCGAUAAGCAGCAUGAGCUCGGCCUCAAGCUCAAUUGUGAGCUUGGCGGCGGACGGAGAAGCCACAGCGGCGGCGUCCUCGGAGCAGAGGGUGAACAGGAUGGUGCUGAAGCAGGCGGCUCUGAUGAGCGAGCGACUGAGGUCAAAGGCCAAUCCGGAGGUCAGACCCGAUAUUGUUCUUCCCGGGACUUUGAGCUUAUUGGACGAUGCUUAUGACAGAUGCGGCGAAGUCUGCGCUGAAUAUGCCAAGACUUUUUACUUGGGGACAUUGCUCAUGACUCCGGAACAGCGAAGAGCUAUGUGGGCAAUAAGCGUUUGGGGCAGGAGGACGGAUGAACUGGUAGACGGGCCUAACGCUUCUCUGCUGACGCCUCACGCUCUAGAUAGGUGGGAAUCGAGGUUGGAAGAACUCUUUGAAGGGCGUCCAUUUGAUGUGUUUGAUGCUGCUUUAUCGGACACCGUAGCCAAGUUCCCGGUCGACAUUCAGCCGUUUAAAGACAUGAUUGAAGGGAUGAGGAUGGACCUCAGGAAGUCGCGAUACGAGAACUUUGACGAGCUAUAUCUCUAUUGCUAUUAUGUUGCGGGUACCGCGGGUUUCAUGGUCGUUCAAGUCUGCGGAAUCGCACCUGACUCCCGGGCAACGACGGAGAGCGUCUAUAAUGCUGCAUUGGCCUUGGGAACAGCUAAUCAGCUGACCAACAUUCUCAGGGACGUCGGCGAAGAUGCAAGAAGAGGAAGGAUUUAUCUGCCGCAAGACGAGCUGGCCCAGGCGGGGCUUUCAGACGACGACAUAUUCGCGGGGAAGGUCACGGAUAAAUGGAGGUUCUUCAUGAAAGGUCAGAUCCGGAGGGCGAGGAUGUUCUACGAUGAGGCCGAGAGAGGAGUGACCGAGCUGAACGCAGCCAGUAGAUGGCCGGUGUGGGCAUCCUUGUUGAUGUACCGCCAGAUCCUGGACGAGAUCGAAGCCAACGACUACGACAACUUCACAAGGAAGGCCUCCGUGAGCAAGGCCAAGAAACUAGCUUCUCUGCCCAUUGCUUUGACGAAAUCUCUCGUCGCUCCGGCCCGGACGUCAUCUCCUCUAAUCAAGGAGUAAUUUUGGUACUCUAAUUUGGUUCAUUGAAUGACGUCGAAGAACGUGAUUGGCGUGCUAUUUUUUAUCGUACGGCGUAGCGGCACGACUUUUCGCCGGGCACGGCGAUUGCGAAGUCGUCAUACAAUUUAUAGUGCAAUACGAUAUCUUCAAUUUCA